AUGCGACAACAAAGAAGACAAAUAACGCGCGGUUUGCUCCAAAAACGCGCCGAACACAACGACGGGAUCGUUCGAACUUUAAAAGAGGUCUCUUUACACCAAGAAAAGUUAGAACGUAUAGGGGAGAGUUUACAGAGAGACUGUCGAGAGUUGAGGAUACUUUUAUUGCACGAGAAUCAGAUUGGAAAGUUAGGUAGGUAG
This is a messenger RNA of Bathycoccus prasinos, 201 nucleotides long. Its product is annotated as leucine-rich repeat-containing protein 6. The record is from RefSeq and is a predicted model, not a curated record. The transcript has a single exon. Bases 1 to 201 code for a protein of 66 amino acids. NCBI's taxonomy places the organism in Eukaryota, Viridiplantae, Chlorophyta, Mamiellophyceae, Mamiellales, Bathycoccaceae.